CCUGAUAUUGUGUGAACUAUAAAAACAGUAAUAGUAAACCAUGACUUUUAGUAAACAUUUUACAUUUCAGAGAUCUCAGACAUUUACUUACUUACGUGUGUCGUAUAGUUUCUAUAAACCAGUAAAUUCUAAAACUAGCCACUAAUCACAGGUUGUAUCGAUUAUGUGUGAUGUGUUACUGUGUAUGUAGUGAAUGAUAAUUAGUGUGCGCGAGUUCACCGAAUGCUUUAUGUAAUUAUUAAAGAUAAACCUAGAUUUACCAAGCCAGACAUUGAUAAAAAUGUGUACGAUGUGUUGCCUAUACAAGUCCCAAACAUAAUACAAAAUAUAAUAUAGGCAGUAGUUGGAUACUUGGAUGUUUUAGUACGAUACUUUUUUAUAACGAGUCAACGCCAAACGAGGUAGUAAUACCUAAACCUAGGCUACAAGCUCACCUAAAUGUUCUAUGGCGUAAUAACUGAAAAAUACAAAUCAACAUUUCCAAGAGCACAGUCAUAUAAUAUAAAGCUUGCUUAGUACCAAAAUCACUGAAAUUUGAAAAUGAGUCUAUCAUACCUUAUUAGCAAAGUCAGUCGCGUAUUAACGUAUGCACCUCGUAGAUAAAAUGCUAAAAUAAGCAUUCAGUGAAAAUUUCAUAUACCUGCGGUAAUUUUUUUUCUUGUUACACCAAAAACUAAAACCGAUUUUAUAGAAAACCGAUUUUGCAUAUAAUUUCCCGUUUUUCCUUAAUUUUUUUCGGGUUUUUCCCGAUGUUUUUGGAUGCUACUAGAAAUUUUAAAUUUAGACCUUUCAAAUGCACUAACUAGAUUCACUUUACAACAGAAAAAUAUACUGAAGUUUAAAAUCGAAGCAUUAUUUCGACUAUACUUAUUGUGUAUACAGGCACAAUUAAAAUAAAAAAACCCAUCAUUGUAAAAUCAAUUCAUUAAUCGCUUCGCUCAGAAUCUAAAAUCAGUAGUCAAUACAUAAAAAUAAUAAAAAGUAUUAAAGUACAUGUAGUUUAAAUGUCUCAUGCAACAGCCCUUUUGACCCCUCCUCUUCGGGCGCCCUUGAUAUUAUUAUGUAAUUUUUACGUUCAUUACUCACUAACGAUUGCCUUACAUUUAUCUCAAAGUAAGGUACCUACUAAAAAAAAUAGCAAAUACACUGUGCCACCAUGGUUCAUAAGAAAUGAAAACUUACAUAAAGAACUACAAAGGGCUAUGGCUGAAAAUCGUAUUUAUUAGUUUAUUUUAAGGGUACCUACUAUACUGCUUUACAUUAGCCCAUUAGCCUAGUAGCCAGUCCAUAAACACAAACGCCUAUAAGUAAGCUAUAGUCCUAGUGCCUAGGUAGUUGGAAAUUUACAAUUUAACUGUGCCUAAGUGACCUAACAUAAACACUCUUUUGGAAUUACAAAAACCAUGUUUAUAAACACAACAAUUGUAUAGCAGUAUACGUAUAAUAUUGAUGUAUGUAGAUUGUUAAUGAUUUAAUGUUAUGUAUUAACAAAAUGUUUAAGGCGUACUUCAUUUUCGUUGAUAUAAUAUACUGUAUCAACUCCCCCCCCCCCCUAAAUACGUAUCGAGAUGUCAGCUGUAGAUUAGUGGAAAAGUAUUAUAAUUAAGGUAGUAACUGAGAUAUAAAAUUUAAUUUUCAAAUUUUAUAGAAUUUGUAAUUUGUAUUAUAGAAUCUGUAACGAAGAAUUAAUUUGCUUUGGUAUAUUUAUGUGUUUUUUUAGUUUCUGAUGGGAGCAAUAAAUGCACCUAUGGCCUAUUAGUCUUACAAUAAUGUAUAUUUUGUUUUGUCUGUUAUCAAAAUAAAACCCAUUGAUAAUACAUUUCAUAAAUAUAUUAUCUAUGAAAAAACCCAAUAAUGGACAAGAUAAGAAAUAACCUACAACCAUAGACCUUUGUAUACCUUCAACAUAAAUUUAUAACAGCAAUGCGAAAUAAUAACGCAUUAAAUUAUGGGUUUUUUAUCGAUGGAUAAGGCCGAACAGCGAUACAGUAAACAUGUGUAUUUUUAGUUUUUUUUUUAUUUUACAAACUAUAUUAAGAACAAUAUUUAUGAAUAACACAUCACUACUCUGUGGAGCUUCGUGAUAUUGUGAGUGUCUAAAGUGUGUGUUAUUAUUGAAAAUAAUAAUAUCUAUUAAUUAUUUUCAUACAAAAAUCUUUAAAUAUUCUUAUUUAUUAAUGAUAAAACAUAGUUUAGUCGGUUUACUGAAGUGAAUGUAAUUAAAUUCGGAAGUAAGAGCAUCAAUCUGGGCAUUUUAAUUAAUAACGCGUGGUCAACGAAUUCAAUAAGCUUGCUAACCACAAUUUAGAAUUUACAAUUUUUCAAUUUAGUUUUGCUGAAAACUUUGGAUAUAUUACAAAUAUAUUUUAAAUAGGGAACUGGAAAAAUCAUUGGAGUGAGUUGCUGAAAUUUACACAUCCGAGUUCAAUAGCGCUGCAGGUUUCGUUUGUUUUUGAGAAUCUCCGUAAAGAAAAUAAUAAGAAUAAAAUGGAAUUAUAUGCAUAUCAGAUUGCUAUAUUUGUUGUGUUAUAUUUGUUUGUUUCUGAAACGACUUCAUUGUGUUGCCAUUUACCUUAUAUGCAGUCAUUACCAUGUGGCAUUGAAUCUAAAUCUGUAGCAGAAAUACAAGAACUCGAACCUACUGACGAAGGAAGAGAAGUUGGAAUGCCGUCGUCAUUGGACGUAAUCACGGACUUGGUUUCUGGAUUAUGUUCCUAUUCUCUGUGUGCACCCGGUUAUAUUUUAAAGGAGGGGUCAUAUUGCUCGACUGGCCCUUGUAAUAUAUUUGGUUGUAACUGUGCCGGAAAAUGCAUCAAUAACGAAUAUGUAGACAGUAAUCUGCAUCGGUUGCGGCGAGAGAGUGAUAAUAAAAAUUUGACUUAUACAAAUUUAUCAAGAGCUAGGAGAUCAACUAUAGUUGAUAAGACACGAUAUAGAAAUACUAUUUAUACUGAUGGAAAAUUAGACUCACAUACGCCUACGACAUAUUCCCAGGCUAGUCUGCAGGUCCAUCAAUAAGGUACGAUCACAAUAAAUAUAAGAAUCUGUUUGACUACAACGGUAAACCCUUUAAUCAACUAAAUAGCACACAGCAAGACACAAUUUUUCUCAAAGCACAAAUUAUGAACUUAACCAGUAGCAACAAUGGUAACGCUACGGAAUCAAUUCGGACAUUGCGUAAUUCAAUUAAUGAUGCAUGAUGGCUGAACCGGAAAAAAAAUAUAUAUAUUAUAUAAAUCAUAUAGGAAAUGUCGGGCAAUUAAAGCCACUAAUAGUACUUGUAAUUUGAUAAAAUAAAUUUUAGUUUUUUUAAAUUAAUUAAAUUUAACGAAUUAGGUUGUUCUUUUAUUUUUCACUCUUCUUAAUUUAAUUUACGGCAUUUUCGAGCUAACACUAAAUAAUCUAUAAAAAAAAAUAGUAAAUGUGUUUUGUUAUUAUUAUUAAUAGUACAAAUAUUGUUCUAAAUUGUUUAAAAAUUAUUGAUUUAGUGUAUUGGAGAUGCUAUGUUAGUAGAAUUGUUUAUUUUAUUGUAAAAUUUUAAAUAUACUAUACUAAGUACUAAUAGAACAUUUUAAACUUUGUUUUAUAGUUUUAUGAUCGAUAUUUAAUUAGUAAAUUAAUAGGUUACAAUUAAUUGAUAGAACCAUAGAAUGUAUAAUUCUUUGUUAUUAAUAAUGUGAACCAUUGUCUUGCCAGUCUUAUAUACAGAAAGUGGAAAAAUUAUUUUUCCAAUUUCUAAUAGAUAAACAAUAUUCAAUAAAGCCUCAAAGUUCUAGGACCUAGAUGGUAAAUACAAAAAUUAUUUCAAAAUUAAUGGUUUUACAAAUUAUCAGAAUAAAAUAUCCUUAUUAUUUCAC
This is a messenger RNA of Metopolophium dirhodum (rose-grain aphid), 3857 nucleotides long. RefSeq lists its product as uncharacterized. NCBI's taxonomy places the organism in Eukaryota, Metazoa, Arthropoda, Insecta, Hemiptera, Aphididae. The record is from RefSeq and is a predicted model, not a curated record. Bases 2488 to 3018 code for a protein of 176 amino acids. The transcript has a single exon.